Sardina pilchardus (European sardine) is the source of this 1152-nucleotide messenger RNA. Its product is annotated as intestinal mucin-like protein. The record is from RefSeq and is a predicted model, not a curated record. Gene Ontology annotation, cellular component: extracellular matrix. Lineage: Eukaryota; Metazoa; Chordata; Actinopteri; Clupeiformes; Clupeidae. The annotation marks the transcript as partial. The transcript has 9 exons.
GUUCCUGAUGGAUCAGGCUGCUGUUUCAAACAAGAAUGCCAAUGUUUCUGCUACGGCUACGGGGAUCCUCAUUAUGUGACAUUUGAUGGAACAUAUUAUGGUUUCCAAGGAAAUUGCUCUUAUGUAUUGGUUAAAGAGAUCAAACCAAUGUACAACUUCAGCAUCAUCAUUGAAAAUGUGUAUUGCGAUACACCAGAUGAUGUUUCAUGUCCUAAAUCACUGACUAUUCACUACAAAUCAUUUGAAAUUUAUAUGAGUCAAGAUGUCUCUCCAGGAAAUGUCACAAACUUGAUUUAUGUCAAUCACAAGCGCAUCUACCCAAGUUACAUGAACGGUGACUUUAAAGUCACAAACAAUGGCAUUGAAGCUUUUGUGGUAAUACCUGAUAUCGGCGCAUCAAUAAUGUUCUCCGGGAUGCAGUUUAGCGUUGGCCUCCCUUGGAGUAAAUUCCAUGGCAACACUGAGGGACAGUGCGGAACAUGUGACAACAAUAGGACAGACGACUGCCUCUUGCCCAAUGGAAAAAUUGAUCCAUCUUGCCCAGAUAUGGCCCACCAUUGGAAGGUUAAUGCUAGCAACUGCCCAGUACCCCCAACCCCAACCCCACCCCCAACCCCCUGUUCACCAGAAACUACAUCCAUCUGUAAAAUCAUUGCAAGCAAGGUCUUUGAAAAAUGCCAUGGAGCGGUCUCCUAUGAGUCCUAUAUUGAGGCAUGCGAGUAUGACGUAUGCCAUAUGAACAUCUCUAUUGGUUGUGCCAGCCUUCAGUCUUACGCUCAGCUGUGUGCUCAGAAUGGCUUUUGCAUUGACUGGAGAGGUGCCACAGAUGGAGUGUGUGCAUGUAAUGUCACCACAUGUCCAAGAAGUUCCUGUCCGGUUGGCUACAUUCAAGAGAUUGAAGUGGGGGCGUGUUGCCCUAAGUGUGUUCCUAAACCUGUCUGUGUAAACAAUAACACAGAAUACUCGAUCAAUGGUAUUUGGAGUCCACCAGGGGACAAGUGUGUAAAGUACGAGUGUGUGAAGGUCGGGAGCAGCUUCAUCACUAUGGAGGCCAGGACCCUCUGUCCUCCCUACAACCCCAAUGACUGCAUUCCUGUUUUCUCAGAGUACAAGCAUGUUUCAGCGCUCCUGCUCCUGUUGCCAGGAGGUUAG